AUGUCGGACGAAGAUGAUUUCAUGUGUGAUGAUGGUGAUGAUGAACAGUAUGAUUUGGAGUACUCGGAGGACAGCAACUCUGAGCCAGAUGUUGACUUGGAAAACCAGUAUUACAAUUCCAAGGCAUUGAAAGAAGAUGACCCGCGAUCUGCAUUGGACAGCUUUCAAAGGGUGCUCGACUUGGAAGGGAAGGACAAGGGCGAAUGGGGUUUUAAAGCUUUGAAACAAAUGAUAAAGAUUAACUUUAAACUGGGGAACUUUGAAGAAAUGAUGACGAGGUACAAACAACUGCUUAUGUACAUCAAAAGUGCUGUGACAAGAAACUACUCGGAGAAGUCUAUCAAUUCAAUUUUAGAUUACAUUUCGACAUCAAAGCAGAGCAAGGGCCAGGUUCCUGGUAUAAAAAAGUCGAUGGCCCUUCUUCAAAACUUCUACGAGACAACGCUCGAGGCUUUAAAAGAAGCCAAAAAUGAUAGACUGUGGUUCAAAACAAAUACAAAAUUAGGAAAGUUAUACUUUGACCGAGAAGAAUACGGAAAAUUACAGAAAAUAUUGAAACAGUUGCAUCAGUCUUGUCAGACAGAAGAAGGUGAAGAUGACCUGAAAAAAGGAACACAACUCUUAGAGAUUUAUGCCCUGGAAAUUCAAAUGUAUACUGCACAGAAAAAUAACAAAAAAUUGAAAGCUUUGUAUGAACAGUCCCUCCACAUCAAGUCCGCCAUCCCACAUCCUCUAAUCAUGGGCGUCAUUCGAGAAUGUGGUGGCAAGAUGCAUCUGAGAGAAGGCGAAUAUGAAAAAGCUCAUACAGACUUCUUCGAGGCAUUCAAGAAUUACGAUGAGUCAGGGAGUCCGAGACGAACAACGUGUUUGAAGUAUCUUGUGCUGGCCAAUAUGCUGAUGAAGUCCGGGAUCAACCCAUUUGAUUCACAGGAAGCAAAGCCUUAUAAAAAUGAUCCAGAAAUCCUAGCAAUGACAAAUUUAGUUAGUGCAUACCAGAACAAUGAUAUAAACGAAUUCGAAAAGAUCUUAAAAACCAAUAGACGGAACAUAAUGGAGGAUCCAUUCAUUAGAGAACAUAUAGAAGAUUUGCUUAGGAAUAUAAGGACCCAGGUACUAAUCAAGUUGAUAAAACCCUAUACUAGGAUACACAUACCGUUCAUUUCUAAGGAGCUCAAUAUCGACGUGACAGAGGUUGAGAAUUUAUUAGUGUCCUGUAUUUUAGACAGCACGAUUCAGGGUAGGAUAGAUCAAGUAAAUCAAGUGCUAGAAUUAGACCGACAAACACAGGUUGCCCGAUACAGUGCUAUGGACAAAUGGGCUGCUCAACUCCAGUCCUUACAUCAAGCAGUGAUUAAUAAGAUGGCGUGAGCCAGACUCUUUGCUUUCUGAAAGAUUCACUGAGGACUGCAACCGUUUAAUGCUGAAACAUUUCAAGUAUCCUGGAUAUCUGCAGGGCUAGUGGACCGUAAUCAUUACCCUCUACAACUUCUAAAGUGACAAUGGAAAAUGAGGAACUUGUACUUGUAGUCUACAAGAAAACGGCUUAGCAGAUUGAGAUGGUAUCUUGACUAUUUUGUAUGUACUACUAUAGUUGACAUGGGUGUGAUGAAGGGUGUGAUAGGAUUAAACAGUGUCUCCUGUAACGCCCCUGUUUUAAGGACAUUAAUCAUAAUUCUGAAGAAUAAGGGUUCCAGGUUACCGAGGUGAAAAUCCUGUAAGCUUGAAAUUUCUCUUGAUUCAAUAUUCCAUAUAUGAAAAUGGAAAUAUAUCUUUUAAUGAAAAGAACAAUGGUUCAGUGCAGCUCUGGAAAUGUUUUUCUCUGGUAUGACUGUGCUAUUGACAGGCAAUGUGGGCUUUCAUCAAUAUUACAACACAGUUCAGUGUGCUAUGCAUGAUUAUUCAGUUUCAAGCUUAUGUUUAGCUGUGUGAAAGACUUCUGGCAUACAUGUAACAGAGAUCCUCUAUUCUAAGUUGGGUUUAGGAGUCUAUAUGGUGAUGAGCAUUCUUUUUGAUCCAAAUUAUGAUGAAGGAAGAUGACCGAUCUGUCAGUGUGACUGGAAUUUACACAUGUCUAGGUAUAGGUGUACUUGGUUAUAGAUAGAGCCUUCAGGCCCUCGGGGGCAUGUGUCAACAUGGAUGUCGGUCAAAGGGGAAAAUCUCCACAACUGUUAACAUUAUGGAAGCACUUUGAUUCAACUCUACCACAGGAAUGGACACUUUGCAAUUACAAUGUAUAAAUACAUGUGCUAUGGUAGGAAACACUUAUAUACAUCUACCAUAAUCAGGAUGGUGUAAUGUUAUUCUUUUGGUCAAAAGAUUAUGUGAAAUGUGCAUUUGUAAUAAAAAGACUACAUGCAUUGUCACCUUUUUUUACAGCAAAGCUUUUUGACUGCUUUGCUACAAGUUAAGAUGUGUUUAUUGUUGCUGCAGUUCUGGUGAAGUGGAAUCAUGUAAUAUAGGGUUGUAAAAGUACAUUAUAAAGCUGAACUUGCACGACGACAGAGGACUCGGAUAUAAUGUGCUGAUUGAUUUUAGGUGAGACUUUAGCACCACCCGAGGAAACUUGGUGAGCACAGUAUGUUAUUUAGGGUGUGAACAGCCAAGUUAUAUACAUCUCGGGUUCAGAUAACUUUGGGGGAUGCAAAUUUGUUUUUUCUUCUCUGUCCUGGGCUUUUUUCAUAAUUGUGAAGAAUAUUACUGUGAUUCCUGUAUUAUGAAUGACAUGUUCAUGAUGGUCUGUUUCUUUUGGGAACUUGCGGCAGAAAUAAACAUUUAC
Messenger RNA from Lineus longissimus, 2776 nucleotides. Its product is annotated as COP9 signalosome complex subunit 2. The record is from RefSeq and is a predicted model, not a curated record. Bases 1 to 1368 code for a protein of 455 amino acids. NCBI's taxonomy places the organism in Eukaryota, Metazoa, Nemertea, Pilidiophora, Heteronemertea, Lineidae. The transcript has 11 exons. Gene Ontology annotation, cellular component: COP9 signalosome. Gene Ontology annotation, biological process: protein deneddylation. Gene Ontology annotation, molecular function: protein binding.